This is a messenger RNA of Schistocerca cancellata (South American locust), 1371 nucleotides long. RefSeq names its product ice-structuring glycoprotein-like. Bases 1 to 1371 code for a protein of 456 amino acids. The record is from RefSeq and is a predicted model, not a curated record. Lineage: Eukaryota; Metazoa; Arthropoda; Insecta; Orthoptera; Acrididae. The transcript is spliced from 3 exons.
AUGUCGCCAAAGCCGCCGCCGCCGCCGCCGCCGCUGUCGCCGCUGCGGCGGCCGCUGUCGUGCCCCGCCGCUGCCGUCGCCUUGGCAGCCCCUGCGGCUGCCGCGGCCGCCGCUGACGACGCCACCGCGGCCGCCGUCGUUGACGCCGCCGCGGCCGCCGUUGACGCCUCCCCGGCCGCUGUUGACGCCUCCGCGGCCGCCGUUGACGCCUCCGCAGCCGCCGUUGACGCCUCCGCGGCCGCCGUUGACGCCGCCGCGGCCGCCGCCGCUGUCGCCGCCGCGGCCGCCGCCGCCGUCGCCGCCGCGGCCGCCGCCGCCGUCGCCGCGGCAUUCGCCGCCGCCGCCGUCGCCGCGGCCGCCGCCGCCGACGCCGUCGCCGCGGCCGCCGCCGCCGCCGCCGUCGCCGCGGCCGCCGCCGCCGCCGUCGCCGCGGCCGCCGCCGCCGCCACCGUCGCCGCGGCCGCCGCCGCCGCCGUCACCGCGGCCGCCGCCGCCGCCGUCGCCGCCGCCGCCGCCGCCGCCGUCGCCGCGGCCGCCGCCGCCGCCGUCGCCGCGGCCGCCGCCGCCGCCGCCGCCGUCGCCGCGGCCGCCGAUGUAGCGGCCGCGGCUGCCCCCGCCGAUGUCGCCGCCGCGGCCGCCGCCGCCGAUGUCGCCGCCGCGGCUACGGCCGCCGCCGCCGAUGCCGCCGCCGCGGCCGCGGCCGCCGCCGUCGAUGUCGCCGCCGCGGCCGCCGAUGUAGCGGCCGCGACCGCCGCCGCCGCCGCCGAUGUCGCGGCCGCGGCUACGGCCGCCACCGCCGAUGUCGCCGCCGCGGCCGCGGCCGCCGCCGUCGAUGUCACCGCCGCGGCCGCCGAUGUAAUGGCCGCGACCGCCGCCGCCGCCGCCGAUGUCGCGGCCGCGGCCGCCGCCGCCAUAGUCGCCGCCGCCGAUGUCGCCGCCGCGGCCGCCGUCGCCGCGGCCGCCGCCGCCGACGCCGCCGCCGCGGCCGCCGCCGCCGCCGCCGUCGCCACGGCCGCCGCCGCCGCCGUCGCCGCGGCCGCCGCCGCCGCCACCGUCGCCGCGGCCGCCGCCGCCGCCGUCACCGCGGCCGCCGCCGCCGCCGUCGCCGCCGCCGCCGCCGCCGCCGUCGCCGCGGCCGCCGCCGCCGCCGUCGCCGCGGCCGCCGCCGCCGCCGCCGCCGUCGCCGCGGCCGCCGAUGUAGCGGCCGCGGCUGCCCCCGCCGAUGUCGCCGCCGCGGCCGCCGCCGCCGAUCGGCCGCGACCGCCGCCGCCGCCGCCGAUGUCGCGGCCGCGGCUACGGCCGCCACCGCCGAUGUCGCCGCCGCGGCCGCGGCCGCCGCCGUCGAUGUCACCGCCGCGGCCGCCGAUGUAA